CUCUAUCCCUACAUUUCUGGAUCUUUAUAUCUCAUAAAGUUACGCAACCUGAUUACCUGACAUUUUUAGAAUAAAAGUAACUAGAUAUUGAAACAUUUUCGCGCGUUUAGUGCGCGGUAAUCAAUCGUAUGAGUGUUAUUUGUUAUUUGAAUUAUUAUUCGUAUUUAAUGUUUAUAUCAUUCGAACAGAAUAAAGCAAGAUGAAUAGGAAAAAGUUUUCAACGCCUUCCGCUGCAAAAAAGACUAAGUAUAGGGAUGAGGACGAUGAUGAUUUACCUGGUUCAUUUGAAGCCGAAUUGGCUACUAUGGAUGAAAUGGAAGAUGAUUUUGGUGAUAUGUCUCAAUUUAUUGAAGAGGGACCAGAACAAGAGAACACAUCUUCAAGGUGGAGUAGACCUCCACCUCCAGAUUUAAAUCCACAGAAAGAUGCUUUGAUUUUCCAACAAAUAGAAAUUGAUCAUUAUAAUGGUGCUCCAUUACCUGGAAUGCCAGGCAGUAAACUAGCACCUGUACCAAUAAUGAGAAUGUAUGGGAUUACAGAACAAGGAAACUCUGUUUGCUGUCAUGUUCAUGGAUUUUGUCCCUAUUUUUAUACUACAGCACCACAUAAUUUUAAUGAUGCCCAUUGUAGCCGGUUCAAGGACGCUUUAGAUAAAGCUGUAUUAAAAGAUAUGAGGUCUAAUCCAGAGAAAGUUCAAAUAGCUGUUUUAGCUGUUGAAAGAGUAUACAAACAAAACAUGUAUGGUUAUACAGGAAAUGAAAAAUCAUUGUUUUUAAAAAUUACAGUGGCACUACCAAGGUUAAUAGCACCUUGUAAAAGAUUACUUGAAAAAGAAACCAUUUUGCCAGACUUUGAUCAUAACUACCGUACUUUUGAGAGCAAUAUUGAUUUUGAUAUAAGAUUUAUGGUUGACACUUCAGUUGUUGGAUGUUCGUGGAUCGAAUUACCGCCAAAAAGCUGGAAAUUGCGUAACCAUCAUGGGCAUAAUUUACCCAUGAUUACAAGGUGUCAAAUAGAAGCAGAUGUUGCAUGGGAUGCUUUUAUUGCUCAUUCACCAGAAGGAGAAUGGUCAAAGAUUGCACCAUUUAGGAUACUCAGUUUUGACAUUGAAUGUGCUGGAAGAAAAGGUAUUUUCCCUGAACCGAAUCACGAUCCUGUUAUACAAAUUGCCAACAUGGUAAUAAAACAAGGAGAUCCUGAACCAUUUUUAAGAAAUAUUUUUACUCUUGAUACAUGUGCACCAAUUGUUGGUAGUCAGGUUCUGAGCUUUGAUAAAGAACAGAUGUUGCUAGAGAAAUGGGCUGACUUCGUGAGACAGUUAGAUCCUGAUAUUUUUACAGGAUACAACAUAAACAAUUUUGAUUUCCCAUAUCUAAUUAAUCGAGCGCAACACCUCAACGUGAAAGAUUUCAAUUUUCUUGGGCGAAUAAAAAACAUUAAAUCUGUAAUUAAAACAAAAGUGAUUCAAAGUAAACAGAUGGGCCGACGUGAGAAUAAAUCCGUCAACUUCGAAGGAAGAGUUCCAUUCGAUUUAUAUUUGGUACUAGUUAGAGAUUACAAAUUAAGAUCUUAUACUUUGAACGCAGUUUCAUAUCAUUUCUUACAAGAGCAGAAAGAGGAUGUGCACCACAGUAUUAUCACGGAAUUGCAAAACGGUAAUCCACAAACGCGUCGAAGGCUUGCUGUUUAUUGCUUAAAGGAUGCGUAUUUACCACUCAGGUUAUUGGAUAAACUAAUGUGCAUUUUCAUUUACAUGGAAAUGGCAAGAGUCACUGGUGUGUCCAUAGCCAGUUUAUUAACGCGUGGACAGCAAAUAAAAGUCGUGUCGCAAUUAUUAAGAAAGAUUAAAGAUAGAGACUAUCUGAUGCCAGGCCAUCAAGGCCAAGGCGGUGAUGAACAAUACGAAGGUGCAACAGUCAUAGAACCAAAACGAGGAUAUUAUAACGACCCUAUCGCAACUUUGGAUUUUAGUUCCCUGUAUCCCAGUAUUAUUAUGGCACACAAUUUAUGCUAUACAACGUUGUUAAAUAACGAGUCACAGCAUAAAUAUAAAAUCGACCCUGACAAUGUAACUAGAACUCCAAGUAACUCAAUGUUUAUCAAAGCUAAUGUUAGAAAAGGAAUUCUUCCAGAGAUUUUGGAAAAUCUUUUGACGGCCAGAAAAGUGGCAAAAGCUGAAUUGAAAAAAGAGACUGAUCCAUUAAAACAGAAGGUUUUAGACGGUAGACAGUAUGCUUUGAAAGUAUCAGCUAAUUCUGUGUAUGGCUUUACUGGCGCACAAGUGGGGAAAUUACCGUGCUUAGAGAUAUCUGCUAGCGUUACCGCGUAUGGACGGACGAUGAUAGAACGAACAAAACAAGAAGUAGAAGAUCAAUUUUGUGUUCUGAAAGGGUACAAAAACGAUGCUGUAGUUAUAUACGGUGAUACUGAUUCUGUCAUGGUUAAAUUUGGGGUGAAGACAAUAGAAGAAGCUAUGGAACUUGGAAAAGAGGCAGCGGAGUAUGUGACCUCAAAAUUCCUUAAACCGAUAAAAUUAGAAUUUGAAAAGGUAUACUUUCCAUAUUUAUUAAUUAACAAAAAGCGAUAUGCUGGUCUCUAUUUUACUCGUCCGGACAAAUACGAUAAGAUGGAUUGCAAAGGUCUUGAAACUGUCCGAAGAGAUAAUUGCCCAUUAGUAGCAAACAUGAUGAAUACUUGCUUACAAAAAUUACUUAUCGACAGAAAUCCUAAUGAUGCUUUAAAUUACGCAAAACAAAUUAUUAGUGAUUUGCUCUGUAAUCGUAUUGACAUAUCACAGUUAGUAGUUACAAAAGAGUUAACGAAAACAGACUACACGGCUAAACAAGCACACGUAGAAUUAGCAGCAAAAAUGAAAAAACGAGAUGCAGGAACAGCACCGAAAUUAGGUGAUCGAGUUCCAUAUGUUUUCAUAAAAGCGGCGAAAGGAACGCCAGCUUAUCAGAAAGCGGAAGACCCAAUUUAUGUAUUAGAGAAUAAUGUUCCUAUAGAUACCAAUUAUUAUUUAGAAAAUCAAUUAUCUAAACCUCUGGUGCGUAUUUUUGAACCAAUUCUUGGUGAAAAAGCUGAAUCGCUUCUUUUGAAAGGAGAUCACACUCGUACAAAAUCCGUUGCUACAUCAAGAGUUGGCGCUCUUUCUGCUUUCACGCGUAAAAAAGAAGUGUGCUUAGGUUGUAAAGCUGUGUUAGUCCCAGAAAGAGAAAAAAUGGCUUUAUGUGCUUACUGUGAACCGAAAGAGGCAGAAUUUUAUCAGACUGAAUUAUAUCUUGGAAGAAAAUUGGAGGAAAAAUUUUGUAGAUUAUGGACAGAGUGUCAGAGAUGCCAAGGAAGUCUUCAUCAAGAAGUAAUAUGUACAAGUCGUGAUUGCCCAAUAUUUUAUAUGAGAAAAAAGGUUCAGAUGGAAUUAGAUACCCAAAUGAAGCGAAUUGAGAGAUUUGGAAUUCCACAGUGGUAAAGUGACUACGGGAAAAUAUACAGAUGUUUUGAAAAUUUGGAACGUCCUGUUUUUAAGAGCAUCUAACCCAAGUGCCUGAUGUACCUCGGCGACACUUAAACACCCUGCCA
Molecule: messenger RNA, 3582 nt
Organism: Megachile rotundata (alfalfa leafcutting bee)
Lineage: Eukaryota; Metazoa; Arthropoda; Insecta; Hymenoptera; Megachilidae
Gene: PolD1
Product: DNA polymerase delta 1, catalytic subunit
Biological process (GO): nucleotide-excision repair, DNA gap filling; base-excision repair, gap-filling; DNA-templated DNA replication
Cellular component (GO): delta DNA polymerase complex
Molecular function (GO): DNA-directed DNA polymerase activity; nucleotide binding; DNA binding
Source: RefSeq, a predicted model, not a curated record